Messenger RNA from Solea senegalensis (Senegalese sole), 1735 nucleotides. RefSeq names its product MYST/Esa1-associated factor 6 (gene meaf6). Bases 51 to 677 code for a protein of 208 amino acids. NCBI's taxonomy places the organism in Eukaryota, Metazoa, Chordata, Actinopteri, Pleuronectiformes, Soleidae. The transcript has 7 exons. The record is from RefSeq and is a predicted model, not a curated record. Gene Ontology annotation, cellular component: NuA4 histone acetyltransferase complex.
CAAACCGCUCAGUCCGCCGGUGUUUUUGUUUCCAGUCACAUCGAUUCAUCAUGGCGAUGCACGCAAAGUCGACCCCGCCACAGAUCCCGGACACCCGCCGGGAACUCGCCGAGCUAGUGAAGAGAAAACAAGACCUCGCUGAGACACUAGUGAACCUGGAAAGACAAAUCUAUGCGUUUGAAGGCAGCUACCUAGAAGACACACAGAUGUAUGGCAACAUCAUCAGAGGAUGGGAUCGGUACCUCACCAACCAAAAGAACUCUAAUAGUAAGACUGACAGAAGGAAUAGGAAAUUCAAGGAAGCAGAGCGUCUAUUCAGCAAGUCGUCCGUUACAUCAGUUGCAGCAGUAUGUGCACUUGGUGGAAUACCCGAUCACAUGAAUGAAAAGCGCGAGGCAGGCAGCGGCACGGAAAGCGACGCGUCUCCGGAUCUCCAGAACCAAGAAAAUGAGCCGAGCCAGGAGGACACGGAAGACGUGGACUCGACGUUGCAGGACUUAAAGCCUCAGAAGGCAGCGUCCUCCUCCUCCUCAUCAGGCAGCCAUCACGCCAGCCACAAAAAGAGGAAGAACAAAAACAGACACAGCCCUUCUGCCAUGUUUGAUUAUGACUUUGAGUUUGACAUGAAAGUGAACAAGAAACCACGAGCUGUAAGUGUAAUUCAUCGGUUUAUUUAAGAAAAGUACUGUGAUCAGUGCUGUAACCAAUGUGUAUCAGUAGGCAUUUUUCUGACACCUGUUUUCUCAAUCAUCAAUAAAAUAUCUUAGGAAAUGAUACAAUAGUCUGCUUCUGUUUUCAUAAACAUUUAUAUAUUUCUUUUGUCCUAAAAUACUGAAGAAUUUUGAUCUGCUGGUCACUUUCUUAAUUUAUAGAUUAACUGAUAAUAUACCUCAAAAUGACAACAUCCUAAAAUGUUGCUGAUAUUCAAAGUAGCUUGGGGUUAAUUGACUAUUUGAUGACUAAUUGAUUAAUCACUACAGCCCCACUACAAUCUCAACACUGUACUACUACUAAGACGAUUGAUUUAAGAAGUAGGGCUAUCACUUCUUCCCAAAGAUCAAGUUUGAAUACAUUUAUAAUGACCAUUAGUUUGUUCAAAUAAAUUUGAUAGGAAGGCAACCGGCCAAACGUAAACUCUGAUAUUAUUUGUCUUUGUGUGGCUCUCUUUUUCUUGACAAUAUUGGAUCAUUUGCGGGUUUACUUCAGAUGUGUUCACUUUCUAUUAUUUGUAGCUGUAACUCAUACAUGAGUCGGUUUUCUUAUUCUUCAUCUCCUGCAGGAUUACUCAACUUAAAAAAAGACAACUGGAAAACCUGGACACAAGAGGAGGAUGCAUGUAGAGACACACACACACACACACACAAUUUCUGGACAUUGUGAACUUUGUAUGCCUUGUUUUUGUUGUUGUUUUUUUCUUAAACCGUCAUAUUUCAGCCUGUACUGUGUGCAUUGUAUUGAAACAUUCCCCCUGCCACCACAGUGAAGAUUGUGACCUUACGUAUUAAAGUAGAAAUGUUACUGGAGGCCCGACGAGGACAUUUCCAGGAACACACCAUUUUGGUUUUUUGUAUAGUGUUAAAAAGAAGACUGUAUUUAUUGAUGUUUUUCCAUUGUAUGAAAGAUUUUUGUUAAGCAUCACAUUGUUGUAUAAUCCUCAAAUAUCCCAGAUCCUUUUAUCACGUUUUUUGGGGUUGGUUUUUUUUACAAAAAAAUAAUAAAAUACCAGCAACGUGAA